Messenger RNA from Fulmarus glacialis (Northern fulmar), 1488 nucleotides. RefSeq names its product sclerostin domain-containing protein 1-like. Gene Ontology annotation, molecular function: BMP binding. The record is from RefSeq and is a predicted model, not a curated record. The transcript is spliced from 2 exons. Gene Ontology annotation, biological process: negative regulation of BMP signaling pathway; negative regulation of Wnt signaling pathway. NCBI's taxonomy places the organism in Eukaryota, Metazoa, Chordata, Aves, Procellariiformes, Procellariidae. The coding region runs from base 1 to 567 and encodes 188 amino acids.
AUGCUGCUGGUUCCUGGCUCGCCGGGCGGCCCCCGAGCAAGCCUGCCUCCCUCCCCCGUGCGAGUCCUGCAGGACCGGCUCUCUCGGGCAGGUUACUUCCUAGGGAGGUUCAUCCAGGAACGCCGGGUUUUAUGGGCUAUCCGGCAGAGAAAUCGUGUUCAAGUUGGCUGUCGGGAACUGAGAUCCACCAAGUACAUUUCAGAUGGCCAGUGCACCAGCAUCAAUCCACUGAAGGAGCUGGUGUGUGCUGGUGAAUGCCUCCCUUUGCCACUGCUCCCCAACUGGAUUGGAGGAGGUUAUGGAACCAAGUACUGGAGCAGGCGGAGCUCGCAAGAGUGGAGAUGUGUCAAUGACAAAACUCGCACCCAGAGGAUCCAGCUUCAGUGCCAGGAUGGAAGUAUAAGAACCUACAAAAUAACUGUGGUCACAGCCUGCAAGUGCAAGCGAUACACCAGGCAGCACAAUGAGUCCAGCCACAACUUUGAGGGAACCUCUCAAGCAAAACCUAUCCAGCAUCACAAAGAGAGGAAAAGAGCCAGUAAAUCCAGCAAACAUAGUACAAGUUAGAAGUCAGACAUUCUCUCCUCUCUCAUCUCCCUCUCCUCCUGCCAAAAUUGAACUCACCUGUAACCAUUUGCUUUACCGUUCUGACUGCUUAAAGACAAGUCUGCCAUUGCUGUGUUCUCAGUUGACACUACAUGCUUAUUGCUUUGACCAAAAUCAAAAGGGGCAUUCUCAGCAUAUGGACCUUUUGGGUGAUUUUCCAAAUGCUCAAGAUGGGGAGUAACACAAGCCUUCCAAACCCACACUAUAAACUUUUACAUUUUCUCCAGCCAUGGAGGCAAAGAAAAUUUGCCAUGAAUAUUCACUGAAGUCUAUUUUGUAAAAAGAUGCUUUGUGGUGUGUUUUCAUGAGAACAGUUAAUUAUCACAUCUAUUGCCUUCUAUAUCAUGUUUUAUGACCUUCUAACAACAGCUUAAAAAUACAACACCUAGUAUCUGCUUUCAGAUUCAUUCUAAAAAAAAUGCCUUGCAUGCUGACCUUUCUUUUAUCUCAAUAUACCAAAAAUUAAAAUAUGCAUGGCAGCAAUCAAAAAGUAAAGCUGAACAAACUAUUUAUUUGUUGUUGUAAUUAUUUAAUGAGCUUUUAUGUGUGUUAUUUCCCUCCAAAAUGUUCUUAUGUUUAUAGCUUUUCUCAUGUAUCAAAAUAUUUUCCUAUGAUUUGUGGCUGGAUUAGAACAUACGUUUUGUAGAUAAUGUAAAAUAGACAUUUUAGCAUUCUUGGUAUAUAUAUAUUUUCAUUUUGAACAUUCAUAGACUUAGGUGUUAUUUUGAAGUAGCAACAUAAAAAUUGUUUUUUUCAUUCUCCGCUCUGUAUUAUUUUUGUUCAAAAGUGUGCAAUCAAAAGACAGGUAUGAUGACUUCCUUUCAAAUUAAUUGGUUCCUUUUUUUUUUUUUUUUUUUUUACAAAAUAAACACUGCUAAAAAA